Molecule: messenger RNA, 6322 nt
Organism: Limulus polyphemus (Atlantic horseshoe crab)
Lineage: Eukaryota; Metazoa; Arthropoda; Merostomata; Xiphosura; Limulidae
Exons: 5
Coding region: 103-5535 (1810 amino acids)
Biological process (GO): tRNA wobble uridine modification
Cellular component (GO): nucleus; cytoplasm
Molecular function (GO): tRNA binding; S-adenosylmethionine-dependent methyltransferase activity
Source: RefSeq, a predicted model, not a curated record
ACAAAGGUUCUAUAGGAGGAUGGUCUUGCUAGGCAUACUGUGUGUGUUUUACAAAGGCGGGCAGUACUUCUAUAGGUAGCGCCCUCUACCGUCACCGAUCAAAUGACUCCUUGUAUGCCUGAGAAAGAGACGGACUCGGCGCAAGAAGAAAGGCAAGCCCGAUCUAUAGCACUAGAAAAGGCAUAUGUUCACGACGUAUAUGAUCAAAUUGCGCCACAUUUUACUGAUUCCCGAUAUAUGCCUUGGCCGCAUGUGAAACAGUUUAUUUUGGACUUAGAACCCGGGAGUUUGGUAGCAGAUAUUGGUUGUGGAAAUGGAAAAUAUCUAGACCUAAAUUCUGAGGUGUACAAAGUGGGUGUAGAUCACUGCAACUCCAUGCUUCAAACCGCUAAGAAAAGAGGGCGGGAAGCACUCACGUGCGACAACCAUCAGCUACCAUUUCGUGACGAGAGCUUCGAUGCAGCUAUAUCAAUAGCUGUAAUACACCAUUUUGCUACUACUGAACGCCGCGUGAGGGCGCUUCAGGAACUAGCGCGAAUUUUGAGGAUAGGAGGCAAAGUAAUAAUAACUGUAUGGGCUAUGGAGCAAAAUCAUUGUAAAUUCAACUCUCAGGACUUGUUAGUGCCUUGGCAUCAACCUGCACAUAACGUCAGUGAAGAUUGUGGUUCGUCAGCAGAAAGGGUAUUCACAAGUAUUGAUACUAGUGACGAUGACCUUUUGCUUUGCAACACUUACUUGUCACCCUCAAACCUUGAGAAUCACCCUAAACAUGUUUCUACCCAAACAAACGUGCUCAAGACUAUUGCCAGUCAGUACAGAAAACAAAAAAGUGAUCUUCCUUGUCACAAAAGCAGUCUCAGCAACUCAGAACUACCCAGCCCCAAUGAGACGUGUUACAGUUUUAUACGACGUGUCUUUAUGAGACUUGCGGCAUCCACUUCACCUUCUGGACGGGAUACUUCAAAGCCGCACUUCUACAGCUCUAUCCGACGUCCAUUGUUUGCUGAAAGUAUGAAACCCAGUAAUUUGCUUAACCCAUCUACUCAACAGUCCCAGCAGGAACUGCACAGGGAUCAAAGCCUGGAUUUUGAAGACCCUGGCAACAUGUUCAUAGAACUACGUCACUUAGAUAAAGACAAUAUUAAUAAAAAUGAGUCUACAGAGGAUGAGAAAGAAUCUAUGAAAAAGAAGGAAGACAAAAAGUGGUCUCUGUCUGAUAUACUAGGAAUCAUACCGAGUUUCUUCCGCAUCAGGCGGUCUUCAGACAAGGAAAUUAUGAAGGAUAUGCAGAAGAGAAUCUCUAUAAUAAGUGAUCCAAGGGAGUAUCUUGUGAAAGCUGUAACAAAGAAUGGCUUAGUACGCUCUAGGUCUUCUAUGUCCUGUGUUACGCAGUUUGAUUGUUUGAAACGUCUAUUGGAUAUUGGAACUAACAACUUGAAUGAAAUCAAAAUUAACAAAGAAAAACUAAAAGAAUCACUGGUAACAAAGGAUAUGAUAUCUAUGACUAAACUGGCACCUUCAGAUAUUGUUAACGGUAACAAUAUACUUAACGUUAAAACCAAGCAUGACAUUGAAAAUACGGAGGGCAAAGAAAUAUCUAAAAAUGUGAUUCCUGAACUUUACUCAGAGUUUGCUCCUAACCAGGUAAAAAACUCUUCCUUAAUAUACCCAGAAAAUGUUAAUAUUCUUCACAACAUAGUCAACGACAUCUAUACAGUACAAAAACUGCAGGAAAAAAAGAUAGAAAGCAAUUUACUUUUUCCGAAAACAAAUUUACAAACUGUUCAAAGUCAAGAAAACAGUGAAAGCUGCCAAAACAAAGUUACGACUGCUAAAGAUUUGAAUUUUGAAAAAAGACAAAACAUAAUAAAUUCGGGAGGAGAAACAUUUGAAGUUGAGCAGGUUAAAAUGGAAAGUCGAAUAUCUUCCUAUUAUUCUAUGCCCGAACUUCACACGCUAAGAAGCACCGAAAUUUUGUGGGUACCUGAAAAUCAUUUGGCUGUUACUAAUAAUUGCUUUAAAGCCAAUCGACCAAACAAUGAUAGUUAUGUUUGUGGAAUGAAGUUUCUGAGGUAUGGAUUCUGUGAGAUGGGGUGGGAAGAAGGGGAAGACACUUCCCCUCCACUCAGUUUAAAAGCUCAUCAGUCUAACAACACGUGUGUCUCUAGGAUAAAGAAAGGGCAAGUGAGACGUAGCGUGAGUGUGGACGCAGCUAGCAACUGGAAUCCUGUCGGUGACACGUCAGCUUCGUUAGCUCGAGAAUUCCCAUAUAGUCCAAGCAGAAGGGAGAGCAUAAAGAGCGACAACAGUGCGGACAGUGAUGAGUCUAUAGUGUCAGUUAUAGCCAGGAACAAUAGCGAAGUUCAAAGUGAAUCGAGUAUUGACAGCGAGGAGUCCAUCAUUUCGGUCAUCCAACGAAGCCCUGAUGGUGCACUUGAAGCCCUGAUGGUGCGAAAAGAACAGAAAGAAAGUGGCAGCCGAUAUAAAGAAGCUUCUCCUUUAACGUUACAUGAUAGUUCUGGAAGCCGUUCAGACUCUUCACCAUCCCUUUCUGCCUCUGAACUGAGUACGAAUUCUUCAGGUACUACAAUACUAUAUAAUUUGAAAUUAGAUGUAGAACAAAAUUAUUCUCAUUUAGAUAUUAUCAAAGGUGCCAUGGAGAUGGACCCUUGUUCAUUGAUUAACCAUGAAACCACACCUAACAGCUACACAUCAAGUCAGAAAGGUUCCUUUGUCGAAAAAGUACACAUGUUUUCUUCACCCGAACUUACAGCUGAAAAAAACUUCAUAAUCAAUAAUACACAUUCAAAACAUGUAUUUAAUUUCAACGAAAAGGGUAGAAUUUUACAUUAUGAUAGUGAAAAAAAGGAGCCUUGUUUAAAUGCACUUAACGAGGAUGUUAGCCAGUACUUUAUCAAGAACAUGGAUGCCACUGUUACUUGCCAAACAGAUAUACCCAAAUGUACAGCUUUGAUAUGUAAGAAGAAAAAAGAAUUUGAUCUUCGACCAAUACAUUUAUCACAUUCACUAUUGGAAAAAACACAAAAUACUGGAAACCUUGAUCUAAUUCCUUCUCUCAGCCAGCAAUUGUUUAACUCAACUAACGGGGACCAUCGUCUGUUACACCCUGGUGGUGAGAAAACAAAUGAGACUGAAUUAGGUGAAAAUGAUAUAAAUCGUAUCAAAGGGUCUUUCCUUCCUUUUCACCCCAAUGCUACAGACUUCGCUGAAUGUAGAGGUAAUUCUGAUUAUUUUACAGGUAUAGAUUAUUUCGCUACCCAACACGGUGCGUUUAACAAUACUAUCAAGAUGGAAUUUGUUGAAAAUAAAUCUUUUGAAUGUGAUAAGUUUGUGGAUGUUUCGCCUAGAAUAAUAAACAAGGGUAGGGACUUACCAGACAUUACGUUAGACAAUUUCGAGGGAGAAUGUAGUAUCAAACCGUCAGAAGACUUUUGUAAGUCUAAUAUAUAUUGUAGUGAAAAAAUGAUACAAUUAACUACCCAAAAUAAAAAUAGUGAAAAACUGAACACUUGUAGUAAAAACCAUGAUAUAGAGCUUGAAAAUUCGGUAGAGAAAUGUGAUGAAUUUGAUGUUACGAAAUUAGCAGCAUCAAUAAAUUGUGCUGGUCGUGCAGGUAAUUUUUCAGGCGAGUAUAUUGCAUUUAAGGAAUGUGAUAACGUGAUUUCGAUAGAACCAACAGAGAUGGCUAGCGAACGUACUUCUACUAAACUGAAAAAACGUCUUGAAAAACCUAAUAGCCAAGCUAAUACAGAAGUUGUUAAACAACAGGAAAAUUACAGUGAUCAAACAUUAAAAUCAAUUGUGUCAUCAAACGAAUUUGCAGAUGUAGGUUUUCCGAAAUCACAAGAAAAACGUUGCAAAUACACUGACAAGGAACCAAUGAAAUAUUUAGAGAAAUCUAGUGAAUAUAGCGUUACUGAGUACAUUGCUUCAUUUGAUAACUCAGGUGGAAGUGAUAGCGUGAAGGUGGUGAAAUCGCCAGAGAAAGCUGUUAAAUGUGUAGACGUGAAACAGCAGCGAGGAUGUAGCCGUAGCAAGACCGUGAAUUCACUUACCACAUCGAGAGAUGGUGUUGGUAUGAAUAAUGGGAAAUCAACGGAGAUUUUUAACACGAACGCGAGUACGAAACCACUAUAUUUAAUGGGGAAUUGCAAUGAUUUUAGUAGUGAUCGGUUAAAGAGAUCAGCGGCAAAAUCGAGUAACGAUAUUGACUUAAAGUUUAUGAAAUCGACAACAAAGUGUAAUAAAAGUGUUGACAAAAAGACAACACAACCAAAGACAUUUCUAGAAAACACAAAUGAAAAUAAUGUUACGCAAUUUUUUUCUGUCACUAACGAUCCAAGUAAUAGCGUCUGGUUUCGGAACGAAAGAGAAAACUCAGUAGAAAUGUUCUGUCGUCCAAAUAGGCUUUGUUCUCGCUUUUUAAAACCUAAAGAGCAUAGUGAGUGUAUCAAAACAGAGGAAGAGGGCUCUCUUGGAGAGGAAACAAUUGUAUUUCCAGACUUAUCGCUUCACUAUGGAGAUAUACAAAUGUCUACAGCUGAAGUAGGUAUUUCCAAAGCUGUGGAGGACCCAAAAGCUCAACAUAGUUAUAUCCAGUGUCCAAUGGAUAGCAGAAGUGCUUGGGAGGAUGUCUGCGUUAAUAAAAAACUUACAGGGUCAGUCAUAGUUCAAGAUAAGGAACUGAAAGCUGUUGCAGCUGAAGAUAAAAAAAAAGACAGUGUCAAAUUUGAAGUCCAAACCAAGGAAUAUACAAGAAAUCAAAGAACAGUGAUCACCAAAGUUCAAAAUGGCUCUAACAAAGUUAAAGAUAAUAAAAAUAAAAAGGCUACAAUAAUUUUUGACCCGAGGAUAGAUAAAGCUCAGAAAACCGAGGCUGAAAGAGGUGGAGACCGAAAAAUGUUAAAAACUGUCGUAGCUGAAGACAAAAAAACAGAGGUUGUUACAGAUAGCCUUGGAAUAAUAACAGAAUCUGUCAUCGUUGAUAGACAAAGAAAAGGUCAAGAAAUAAUGAACUCAGUCAUAGCUGAAGGCCAAGUUCAUAUAGAGGAUAGUAAACAGAAUUACGCUGCAACAAAGAAGUUAGUUUACGAAGAAAAAAAUCAUAUAAAUGCAACAGACCACAAAUCUUCUGUAUUGAACAAAACGAGAAACCCUGAUGAUAAUUUUCAAUGUUAUAAUCAUGUACACAACAUCAUGAAACCAACAAGUUCCUCCAAAACAGAUCUCGUCGACUCAACACAGCAAACAGAUUCUUCACGUAUUACCACGAAACGAAAGUUUGAAUCUUUAAGUCAAAACACUUUACUGUUUAAGUCAAAUUCUCAGAAGAGUUUACAAGACAACGAAGAAGGUAAUGUUAUGACGUAUCACCGAUAUUACCAUGUGUUUCGCCAGGGUGAACUAGAAUCUCUCAUUGAAAAAUACGUAGACGAUCUACACAUUAUCUCGUCUUACUACGACCAUGCCAACUGGUGCAUAAUAGCAGAGAAGGUUCAGGUGUGGACAAUUUAGGUGCUAUCUUUUUAACUAAGGUGAAAAGUUUUUGUUCUUUCUUUUGUACACCAUAACCAGUGAGAGAGAAAAAAGAAAGUUCAGUAUCAAAUUUACUUUCAUCCCAGUCUGUAAAUAAUUUACUUUUUAUUAUCAAAACGUAGUUAUGUAUAAAGGAUAAUGUUAUAAGAACACUAAAGCAGAGAAAUUAAAGAAAAUAAUACUGAGUCCUAUUAUAUAACCUAGGUGGUGAGAAGACAAAUUAGAUGUUAUUUUUACCCCGUCUCGGAUCUUUCCCAAGCUUCCAACAUGAGAACGGUUGGUUUUUCAUGAACAUGAUAUUCUCGUUUUUUCAGUGUAAAUAACAUAAGAAGGGCUCUUUUUUGCUCAUGCCAAUUACUUUCAAUAACAUUUUUGAACUCAAUCCUAAAGAAUUUUGUGACUUAAAUUAUUAUUGUAUUGAAAAUUUUGAGCCCAACUCUCUCUCUCUCUCUCUCUCUUUCGCUUAUCGCCAUCUGUUUGUAACUAUAGGUACCACUAAUAAAAAUAGACAUAAGUUAACAGAAACUUGGCAAAUUCAAUAAUCCAGAUCAGAAACAAAUUAUUUGUAAUAUUUCCGUUCUAUACUUUAAAAUGCUUCAAAAUUAUUGAACUUACUAACUUUUACCCAUCUUUAAAAUAGACAUUGCAGUUCUAAUAGAUUGCUCUAACGAUGAUGGAUAUUCAUUCUUAAAGUUGUUUUUCAAAUGUUUUUACUAAUCUCGUAUUUUUUCUCAACUAUACCCGGUGAUAUGUUUUUACUUCUAGU